Messenger RNA from Protopolystoma xenopodis, 594 nucleotides. Lineage: Eukaryota; Metazoa; Platyhelminthes; Monogenea; Polystomatidea; Polystomatidae. The record is from the annotation of a GenBank genome assembly.
AUGGUACAUUUUGCGAGUGGGACUUGUUCGGCGAACCAGUCGGUUGGACCAAUCGCGAUCGGUGGCCGCCAGUCCCGACCAAUCCGGCUGGUGGGCCGGGCCCGGCGGACCGCCGGCAACGGCGACGGCGAGGGCGAGGGCGAGGGCGAGUCAGUCCAGUUGGUUGCUGUAGCGCUCGUGUACGUUGGCCAGUUGUGCUCUGUCGGCAUGCCACAACCGGCGACUGAGUUGGGCCCGGUCGCUUGGCGACAGAAAACACCGGCUCGCCUCUCGUCGUCUCCGUCGCCGUCGCCGUCGCCGUCGCCGUCGCCGUCGUCAUCGUCGCCGCCUCGGCCGUCUCGGGGUCUGUCUGCCUCGGUCUCGUUGCCGCAGGUGGCCGUUGGCAUCGGGCGAUCUGGUGUCCAUGGCGACCGAGGCGUGCGCGGCAUGUUCGGCGGUCUGGUCUACUGGAACUCGGGCCGACGUGACGGCGAAGAGACGAAGCGUGUUGUCGCCAUGUCGACGGGACGACAUGGGCGACAUGCACGGGAAGAGCAGGUGACGAAUGCCCACCUUGGACCGGCGGAACUGCGUCACACGUCGGACGUGUUGACA